UAGAACAGUGUAAUAAGUAAUAAAAUUGCAUUUAUAAUAUCGACUCUUAAGUAUGAAGCCUGUGAUCCUUUUCUCGUACCUUCAUUAGUCUUAAAUUCCUAAUUCCCGCGACCUUACCUUGAAAUUGAAAUCUGAGAAAAAUAAAAAUGCGAUGCAAUGUAUUUUGAACACUCUUCGUUGAAUAGGUGUUGCAAAUUCAACAUUCAUGGCCCUGUUUCUCAUAAUCGCUUCUCUCUUUUUUCUUUGGAUUAUUUCUCUAUGCAAAAUUUUCCUUCUCCCCCGCGCCCCUUUCACCAAACAUUUCACGCUAAAUGGUAGAGCUCUUCGGAAGAGAAAUGUCUUGUUGGUUAUUGCUCACCCUGAUGAUGAAUCCAUGUUCUUUACUCCAACUAUAAAUUUUCUGACAGCAAGAGGGCAUAAUGUUCAAAUACUCUGCUUAUCUAAUGGUGAUGCAGAUGGCAAAGGAAAUGUCAGAAAACAAGAGCUUUUUCAGGCUUGUGCAUCCCUCAAGGUUCCAAUGCAACAAGUGAAGGUUGUCAACCAUCCAGAUCUGCAGGAUGGUUUUGGUAAAGUUUGGAACCAUAGCUUAUUGGCAAAGAUGAUUGAGGAAGAAAUAAUUAGUCAUUGCAUUGAUAUGAUUAUUACUUUCGACAACUAUGGUGUCUCAGGACAUUGUAAUCAUCGCGAUGUGCAUUAUGGAGUCUGCAGCAAGCUACUACAUGAUACAUCACGAAGAGAUAUUGAAGUUUGGGAGCUUGUAAGCAACAACAUAUUGCGCAAAUAUAGUGGCCCAAUUGAUAUAUGGUUGUCCAUGUUUUGGACAAUGCUUCCCUCAAGUGUAACAAUGCAGUGCUUGGUAAAUGAACAUUCACGUAGAAGUUUAAUUGCUAUGGCCCAACACAAAAGCCAAUGGGUGUGGUUCCGCAAGCUUUUUGUUAUCUUGUCUAGUUAUACCUAUAUGAACACUCUUAGAAAGAUCAAGUGAAGUUACAAUUCUGAAAAAGUUGUGUUGCUUGUGAGAUUAGCUUUCAGUUGUUGCUGUUCUAUUUGGAUCUGGAUGGUUGGAUAUCAAACUUCUAUUGGUUCAAGCUAUUCAUUCCAUGGAUCUGUCUGUGGUCCAAUCUCCAGUGGUCUUUCCACUUUCUCAACAUGAUUGAAUGAAAUCACUGCUUAUUUUCUUCAAAAUAUCCUAGAUGCAUGUUUGUUAACUGUGUCUAAGUCAGAUUUUGCUUGCUUAGUUUGUAAUUAUUUGUACUUGUAAAGUAGCACAAUAACUUUUCCUUUGCAGCGAUAUAGUUCAAUUUGGAUGACUUUUUUUAAAAACCAAACUAAUCAACAUUGCAAAGUAGUUGAGGAAGUUAA
Messenger RNA from Cicer arietinum (chickpea), 1362 nucleotides. RefSeq names its product probable N-acetylglucosaminyl-phosphatidylinositol de-N-acetylase. Gene Ontology annotation, cellular component: endoplasmic reticulum. Gene Ontology annotation, molecular function: N-acetylglucosaminylphosphatidylinositol deacetylase activity. Lineage: Eukaryota; Viridiplantae; Streptophyta; Magnoliopsida; Fabales; Fabaceae. The record is from RefSeq and is a predicted model, not a curated record.